Knipowitschia caucasica is the source of this 2214-nucleotide messenger RNA. The record is from the annotation of a GenBank genome assembly. NCBI's taxonomy places the organism in Eukaryota, Metazoa, Chordata, Actinopteri, Gobiiformes, Gobiidae.
AUGAGGCUGGAGGAGUACGGCCUCCAUGUCAGAAAGGACAAGUGCAUGUUCUUCCAGGAGUCGGUGGAGUAUCUAGGCCACACUAUUGAUGCUGCUGGGCUUCACAAGUUGCCAGAAAAGGAGCGUGCGGUUGUGGAGGCACCGGCACCCACCAAUGUAAGUCAACUACGCUCUCUCCUCGGAAUGAUUAACUACUAUGGACGUUUCAUGCCAGAUCUGGCAACCAUCCUGCAGCCACUGAAUGCACUGCUGCACAAGGGAAAGAAAUGGCAGUGGACGACUGGUUGUGAGGCGGCGUUCCGUAGAGUGAAAGAACUCAUGGUAUCUCAAAAAGUGCUGACCCACUACAACCCAGAGCUGCCCCUUCGUUUAGCGUGUGACGCUUCACCUUACGGGGUAGGUGCUGUACUCUCGCAUGUCAUGCCAGAUGGGGUAGAGAAACCUAUUGCCUAUGCAUCUAAAACGCUCAGCCGGGCUGAGCAGAACUAUGCUCAGAUUGAGCGUGAGGCACUAGGGAUAGUUUUUGGGGUACGCAAGUUUCACCAGUACCUUUAUGGCAACAAGUUCACACUGCUAAUUGACCAUCGCCCAUUGACCUCCAUUCUCAGUCCAGUAAAAAGUACGCCUUCAAUGGCCGCAGCCCGCAUGCAGCGCUGGGCACUCCUCUUGUCUGCACAUGACUACACGAUCGAGUAUCGUAAAGCCGCAGCGCAUACAAAUGCAGAUGGACUGUCAAGGCUGCCCCUCCCUGACACGGAGCGGGACAAGUUGGACACAGUAGAUGUGUUUUAUUUGUCGCAGUUAGAGACAUUACCAAUCAGUACAACGGAUAUCAGACAUAACACCAGGUCUGACCCAACAAUGUCUCGCGUAUUAGAGAUGGUCAGCACUGGUCAAUUUCCAAACAUGAAAAACACAGAGUCUGAAUUGUCACCUUAUUUGACUCGCCGACAUGAACUCACAAUUCAGCAGGGAUGCCUCAUGUGGGGCGUGCGAGUGUUGGUGCCACCCAAGCUACGGCUCAGGGUGCUCAAUGAGCUACACACUGCACACCCAGGGGUAGUGAGGAUGAAGAGUUUGGCACGUUCAUAUGUCUGGUGGCCAGGCAUUGACUCUCAGAUUGAGCUCCAGGCCAAAUCAUGCCAUUCAUGUCAGCGCAUACAAAAAGAGCCCAGUCUUGCCCCUCUACACCCGUGGGUGUGGCCCUCCGGUCCUUGGGAAAGAAUUCAUGUGGACUUUGCUGGGCCAUUUGAAGGACAUAUGUAUCUGGUGGUUGUGGAUGCCCAUUCCAAAUGGCCCGAUGUGCAAAUCAUGGAUUGCACCUCUGCAAAUAAGACCAUCAAUGUACUGAGAGGCUUAUUAUUCAGUCGUCACGGGGUCCCUCACAUCCUAGUGAGUGAUAAUGGGCCUCAGUUCAGCUCAGAGGAAUUUGCCACAUUCUUGAAGGCAAAUGGAGUCAAGCACGUUCGCUCCGCACCAUACCACCCGGCUACAAAUGGCCUGGCCGAGCGAUUUGUGCAAACGUUCAAACAUGCCCUCAGAUCCUCCAGAGGCACCGCACCAAUUCAACAGCGUCUGGACAUAUGUUUGUUGACGUACCGUAAUACCCCUCAUGCUACAACAAAAGAACCACCCGCUAUGCUGUUCACAAAGCGCACACUGCGCACACGACUGGACAUUCUUAAACCCAGUGUGACUGGCGUUGUUCAUCAAUCUCAGGCCGCCCAGCAGCAGCGCCGUCAACAGCGCUCCAAGGCCAGACACUUUGCAGUGGGUGAGUCUAUCCUUGUACGGGACUACCGGAGAGGGGAGGAGAAGUGGGCACAAGGGUUGGUAAUGACACAAACAGGACCAGUGUCAUAUGAGGUCAUGGUAGGAGCUGACAAAGUGUGGAAACGACACGUGGAUCAAAUAUUGCCAUGCACAGAGCAGGCGCACGCAGACGCGGCCGGCUCUGCUGUCCUCCUUCCUCCAAGUUCGGCAAUCCACCUUAAUACACACUUUCCCGAGGCAACUUCAAAUGUUCAAUCCGAUACGCAUGCAUCUCACAUGGACGUGAAGGGUCCAACUGUUCUUGGGGAUUUCAAGCACACUCAGACACCUCGUUCCAGUGGACCAGACAAGGCUGAACCUUCUAAAGUUGCAGAGACUGCUAGACAUUCACGCUAUCCAGUGAGACAAACAAAACCACCAGCGCGUUACCGUGUUGAGUAA